AUGAUUGGAAAGAAAGAUUCCGUUUUCGAUGAUAAGGGAAAAGCUCAAGGCAUUUUGUACUUACUAGAGUCAUUUGAUUUCGUGUUUAUGGCACAACUAAUGACUACUAUAUUUGGGUACACUAACAAUUUGUGUCUUGCUUUGCAAAGAAGAGAUCAAGACAUCAUUAAUGCUAUGAGGCUUGCCACUUUAACCAAAGAUCAACUACAGAAAAUGAGGGAGGAUGGAUGGGAGAUUCACUUGAACAAGGUAAUCUCAAUUUGCAAUAAACAUGGCAUUGUUGUUCCAGAUAUGAAAGCUCACUAUAGCCCUCAUGGAAGAUCAAAACGUUUUGUUCAACAAGUUUCAUAUCUUCAUCAUUUUCGUGUUGAUGUGUUUAUCAAAGUGAUUGACUUAUUACUUCAAGAACUUGAUAAUCGAUUCGAUGAAGUUAAUAUGGAGUUGCUCAGAUGUAUGGCUUGCUUCAAUCCUAAAGAUGGCUUCUCUUCUUUUGACAAGGAAAAGGUACUCAAACUUGCCACUUUUUAUCAUUCCGAUUUUUCAAAUAUUGAUUUGAUGGACCUUGAGUGCCAACUUGAUAUAUUCAUUGGAGACAUGAGAAGUGAUGAAGACUUUCAGAAUUUGCGAGAUAUUAGUUCUCUUUUGGUGAAGCUUGUUGAAACAAAAAGAGAUGUGGUUUAUUCGCGUGUGGUUUUGCUUAUCAAGUUGAUUUUGAUUAUUCUGGUUGCCACUGCAAGUGUAGAGAGAGUGUUUUCUGGAAUGACGUUUGUGAAGAAUAAGUUGAGAAAUAGAAUGGGUGAUCAACCUUUGAACGAUUGUUUGGUCACUUUCAUUGAGAAAGAUGUGUUUCUACAAGUAUCCGAUGAUGAUAUAGUGAAUCGUUUUGAAGAAAUGAAGACUCGUCGAAAAAUAAAUUAG
Molecule: messenger RNA, 918 nt
Organism: Salvia splendens (bonfire salvia)
Lineage: Eukaryota; Viridiplantae; Streptophyta; Magnoliopsida; Lamiales; Lamiaceae
Exons: 1
Coding region: 1-918 (305 amino acids)
Molecular function (GO): protein dimerization activity
Source: RefSeq, a predicted model, not a curated record